GUCAGUGUGUUUCCGUCAAUUAAGCUCAUCAGAUAAGAGUCUCCCGGCCGCUUGUUGCGUGACCGGACCUCGGCCAGAUCUGCAAAACCUACGUGCCUUUUUUCCCCUUUGCUUUCUGCAAAUGUCUUCUUCUCAGGUUGAGCGUCAGCGGUUACCGCUGGAACUCAUCUUGAACAUCAUCGAGAGUCUUCUCCCACCGAAUGAAUCGUCAAUCUUGCCUGCGUCCCAUAGUGCAACGAAAGCCCUGAUAUCCUUUAGUCGCGUCUCCCGCUCAACAUAUGACUUCAGUACCCGACUGCUCCGCAAGCGAUGCAUGCAUAUCGACUCGACAAGCCGCCUCAGCUUACUUCUGCUGAGUCUCUUCUCGCCGUCGCCUAGAAGUCUCCCCCCGACCCUAUCACUCAAAUGCAUCACCUCCCUUUACCUCAGUCCCUUUGGAAAGUCGCUAGAUGAUAAACCGACGGCUAUGUGGGUGCGCGAGCUCUUUUGCGAGGUUUGCGACACCCUCAAGCGCCUUAUCGUCGACAUGCCGUUCGGGACCUUGUCUGGAUACGAUGACCACCUCGAUGUCAGGCCGACUUUGACGGACGGGUUCCAACGGCUAUCCAAGCUGGAGGAGCUCAUCUGUUUACGGGACUAUCCGGCUCUGACUUUUAUGCAACAGACUUUUACCGUCAACUGCUGGAGCCUGUGGCCUAACCUGAGGCGCGUCGUGUUAUUCAACGCACCCAUGUCGAGCCACUGGCUCUGGUAUGACAUAGCAAACACGGCCCAGCUCGAGCAAGUCGUUCUCGCGCGACCACUAGUUCCGCCACGGAUCAACGUUAAAGACGACUACUACCAUAUGCUGAACAGCUAUGAUCACUUGACGCCCCGGAAGAUCAAGAUUGUGCUUGCCGAUGUGGAAAGCGACCUGCCGGAAAUAGAGACGACAAGAUGGGACGAGUACGACCCCGAGGGAAUGCUAGCCAUCGAGAAAUACGAUAUCCCAACUUCUUUCUAUGGGGAUGAAAAUGCGACCGACUUGUGCUGCGACUGGGUCAAGAUGGCAGCCCUGAACGGGUCAAUAUGGGACUGGAAGAGUCACCCAGUGGACAGUCCGCCAGCAAAUGCGGUGCAGUAGCAGCUCGAUGUGAUGAUCGCGAGGGCGAAAUGUUCAUGUUUAUCCUCUCGCUUUACCCCGAAUGUAGGACGAAUAUCUCGGCGAUACCCUGAGUAGCCACCACUUCUGAUCUCAAUGCCAUUCUGCCUUGGGAUGCGGCUCGACAGCGUGCUGCAAGCUAGAUCCAGGCUGCCUUGUCCCCCAUGUAUUGGGAGGGCAGAGCCUGGGGAACCGGGGGUCAGAGUCUGGGUAAGCAACAUUAGGUUAUGCAGAAAAUUAGAUCGUUGGCCCAGGCGCGCUGUCUUGGAGUGUACGAUGAGGUUGUCUUUUUCUCAACAUGGCAUUGCUCUUCUGUAGCUGUGAUAGAUAGAUACCGCGUUAGAUAAUCUGAAGAAUAGUAUCCAAAUAUGCUCGCUUUCGGUCGGCGAUUUGGAGACUUGCUGCGCCGCGAGAUUAUGCAAAGCGAACAUGCUGGAUACCACCGACGAAUAGGCGGGCGUUCGAUGUCCAUUGCUGCGUUCGGCUCUUCACGUCAGCUCUCGUACGCGUUGGUGUUCAACGGCCGGUGGCUAAUGAUCCUUCGCCUUCGCCUUCGCCUUCAGUUCUUCGAUCCUUGCGGAGUGGACGAGCCGUUGAAUGCUGUCUCCCGCUUUUGCUUGUAGCGCUGUAGCACCUGCCGUCGAAUGCCCCUAAUUCCCGAGGAGGGGAGGCGGCGGUGUAAGCUGUCCACGAGGGCAGUUGAUGCGGGGUCCCGAGACAGGUGUUGCCGGUAAUCUUAGACAAUGGAGAGGACUGAGGGGUAGCGGCAGGUCUCUGACUAGAGCCGGGUUUCUGUCCGCAGCUUCUGAUAGAUAGGUACCUAAUGUUCGGUGCUGGGAGCUGGGACCGAGUGCUCCCACUACUGUAUGAAUACCUCUGCGUCAUAGUGUCUGGAUGCUGGGGAACCGUCUGAUGGUUCGGACAGAUCGGGGAUUUCUUCUCUCGAUGUGCAGUAUGGUUUAGUACACGGAAUACAGACGGCGGACGAAUAAGAGAAGGAUCGGAGUGAUGGUGGUCAGCGGGUGCGGAAGAGUGGUCCUUUUGGUGAGGGAGCUGGGAAGUCGAGUGACGUUGCAUUGGAGAGUUUUGCUUCUCCAACCCCCCACGUCGC
Colletotrichum scovillei is the source of this 2252-nucleotide messenger RNA. RefSeq lists its product as uncharacterized. The transcript has a single exon. The record is from RefSeq and is a predicted model, not a curated record. NCBI's taxonomy places the organism in Eukaryota, Fungi, Ascomycota, Sordariomycetes, Glomerellales, Glomerellaceae. Bases 122 to 1123 code for a protein of 333 amino acids.